Molecule: messenger RNA, 2767 nt
Organism: Xenia sp. Carnegie-2017
Lineage: Eukaryota; Metazoa; Cnidaria; Anthozoa; Malacalcyonacea; Xeniidae
Product: probable G-protein coupled receptor No9
Exons: 4
Coding region: 1429-2559 (376 amino acids)
Biological process (GO): G protein-coupled receptor signaling pathway
Cellular component (GO): membrane
Molecular function (GO): G protein-coupled receptor activity
Source: RefSeq, a predicted model, not a curated record
AUAAUCCCACUUAAUGUGUCAUGGCAACCUUAAGUGCUUAAUAAGUAGGUUGUUUUCUUGGCCCAUUUUAAUUGCAUACUGUCUGACUAAUUUCUAUCAGAUGUAUUUCAUUUUGCAUCAUUUUUACCUUACAAAAGAUUUUUGUUUACAGAAUAUAUGAUAGUUUUGACAACAUUUUUCAAUUCGUUAGAGAUGUUUGUUCGCUCAACUCGUAAGUAAAUUGUGUUAUUUUUAUUUUAUAGUUAAAACUAAUCUUUGUCGACAUAAUCAUUGAAAUUCUUUCACUAUGCUGUCGUUUUUUCGAUCACAAUAUUGCAGGCUAAAACUUUAUUGAUAAUAUGCUGAUACAGCCACGUAUUUCAUCAUUCUUUAAUUAUUGCAUUUCUUAAUACGUUUUUACUGUUUUAGCAUAAUGCUUCAGCAGUUUGAUUGAAUAUUCUUGUUCACACUUCAGCUUCACUUCAAAAAACUGUUCUGUUAAAAAUUUUUUUUUUCAAUGUAUUUGUAAUUUUCUGUACAUAUCAAACAUAGUGGCUUGUCCUUGAUGACCUCAGGUGCAACUGUAAAUGUUAUGAUCCCAGCCAAUUUGCUGCUGUUGUUUUUCUUUCGUUGUCUUAGAACGUUCUAUAACUAUUCCUGCUUGACUUUUUUCUCGUGUUGUAUAUACAAAUAUUGACCAUGUUUACACUGACAAACACAAAAUAUUUAUAGUCUUACCAUUAAGGGAAUAAAAUAAAGAAUCCUUUUUACUGGACCUCUGCAGGUGGCCACAUCUGCAAGUGUGUGUUUGAAUCGCAAAAUUAAUUUAUGUCUCUCCUAUGGCAGGAUACAGAUGUUCCCUUUCUUUCAAAUGAAACGAGUAAACAAGGCGGAUUUAAGUUGGAUUUUUGAACCACUAACAUAGAUAGAUGAUUUUGCAAGGGGCAUAUGCAAAAGAUUUAGAUGAUGAAUGAUUGUGCAUUAUUACAGACUGUCAACUUUUGUAAACUUAAAGUUACUUAAAUGAAGAGUAUAGUUACAUAUUUGUUAUACGAAUGUUUAAUUUCUUGAUCGUUUAUACCACCUGUUUUUUAUCAUCCCAUAAAAAGCUAUUUCUGUCGCAAAUCGUUGUGUUGUCUAACUUGCCAAACAACAAUGUAUAGAUAUAUUGUUAUGUAUAUUAGAUAUAUAAUGAAAAAAAACAUCCUUUAUUUGCACAUUCAUUAUACUUUUGGUGUGUUUAUCCACAAUUCAUCAUCUAAAUAAUUUUUAUCCGUGCAAGCCAAGAAUGCAAAACGUCACUCAGAUAAACCCGAGAAUCUUGGGUUGUAGCUAUUGAAAAUGCUUUAUCGCUUGUGGCAAACGUUCAUAAUUGCUGAAGUCAAGAAUUUUUGUGACUGAAGAGAGAAACUUCCAUUGAAAAUGACUCAUUAACGAAUAAGUUGAUUUAUGUUUAUGAUGUCGAACACAACCAAUGCUACAAUUGGACAAUUUAAAAUCCCAAAGACUCAUCUCUACACUGUGUUGACUUUAUAUGGCUUCAUCUCGUUUACGUCUGUCAUUGGAAAUUCUAUGGUUUUAAUCUCUUUCUUCAAGUCCUCGAAAAUCCGAAAUUCGCGGACGAAUCAUCUUAUUGUGAGCCUCUCUUGUGCUGAUCUAAUCGCAGGCGCCAUAACCGUACCUCUGUAUGCAAAUCUGAUGAUGAACAGUUUUGAAGGCUACAAUGAAAGUGUCCAGUUUUUCAUUUACCAAGUUAUCGACGUUUUUUCAGUUACGGCGUCUAUUUGGCAUUUAGCUGUAAUAUCAUUAGAUAGAUAUUUUGCGAUCGUGUGGCCAGUUUUACACCAUAAUGCAAAGUCUGGGACGUACAUUUCAUCAUUAUUUGUGAUAUGGAUUGUUUCCAUUCUUUCUGGUGGCCUCACUGUGGAGUUCUUCAAGUAUAAACUAAAAUACAUAAUCUACAAAGCGUCAACCUUGUUUGCACUUCCCCUCCUUGUCAUAGUUGUCAGUUAUUUAUCCAUUUUACAUGCGACUAUCCGGCGUCCAUAUUCUAGCUCUCGCGGGAACUUUGAAAGGGAACUGAAAGUUUCGUUUACUGUUUUUCUUUUAAUUGCUCUGUUUCUUGUAAGUUGGGCUCCAUUUUUCACCAUUGCCAUUUUGUCCAGUUCAUGUGAAUGCAUCACUUUAACCAUGGCAGUUUACUUUAAAGCAAUACACUUUGCUUCAACCUGUGUUAAUCCUGUAGUGUACGCCGCCAGAAUGCCUGAUUUCAAAACAGCUUUUAUUAAGAUUAUUCCAAAACAGAUCGUUGAGUUUCUCUGUUUCUUCCGAGAUAGAACAAUAGUUGACAUGGUAACCAAUAGUACACGCACGCGUACUUCAAGUACGUUAUCAUCUACGGUCCAAACGGGCGAGAGUGGUAAACGAAGAGCGACACUUCUUGAAAAUAGAGGUGCCUUUGAACAGUUGCCAGUGAAAAUAAACAAAAAGGAGUCUCCCCUAGCUCACAGUAUAACCUCAAAUAAAUGUGUGAGCUUACUGUCAGAUAGUCCUACCUCAACGGCUGGCUCCCAUGUGUAAAUUACAUGGAUGUCGUACAACAAAUCGCUCAAUAUAAGUUCUUUCAUUUUCAUACAUCUCUAUACGCUGGAGAGAUUCCAAUCUUUGCUCUUCGUUGGCUUUGUGGAUUAUUGCUUUUGUAAACUUUAUGCUUGCAUUUGUUUAGAGCUUAUUAGAGAGUGAAUUUAGGUCGAGGAGAUUAUGUUAAUAAAGUCCAGUGAAAUGUAAA